AGAAAAAAUGUAGAACUAUUUUUCUUAUGUAGAUUCAUCCGGUGGGUGUUGUAAGGCUACACAAAUCUGUUGGAACAUGCUAGAAUUUCAAAAAUAACUGUAGUUAAUAGUUAUUUAUAGAUAUUAUUAUUACCCUAUCAACACAGCAAAAGCAAUAAGAUGGCAAAACAGAUAAGUCAAGAGACAUUUGACGAUGUUGUCAAAGAGAAUAUUGAAGAUUUUGAAAUGACGGUGGAAGAAGCAAUAGCAGAGGCAGUGCAACAGUUUGAAACUCAAGGUGUGAACUUGACCAUGAUUAUUCGAGAUGCUAGUCUGUACAGUGCAGAUGGACAGAAAAGUGUACACCCUGUUGUUGAGGCGCUCAAUUCCCUUUCUUUAGAUGAAAAACAAGGUGCUGAAGAAUUUGAUCCGAACAAACAUUUAGACAUCGUAAGACAGGAGUGUGACAUUGACUUAUCUAGAAGAUGUUUUGCAGGGAAAAAUAAUGCAUAUCCAGUUUUGCUGAAAACAUUAAAGAACUUCAGAACAAGUAAUAAGGAAAUGUUUGUAAAAACACUAGAAACGAUGUGCUCCUUGUGUAAUGGACAACCAGAUUUGCUUGACGAAGAUGGAGCAGAGUAUUUCAUGGAUAUAAUGAAAGAUGAGAGUAAUGAUGAAACUGUGAUUGCUCUAAUAGUGAAGCUGGUUCGUUUGAACUGCAUAAAGCAUGAAAAUAAUAGGAAAAUGUUUGUUAAAAAUGAUCUGAUUAAAGAGCUUGUGAGAAUCCUUACAUCAAAUAGAAAAUCGCCAACCAUAGUUAAAGAGGUAUCGUAUGGACUGCGUUGUUUGACCCUGGAUGAUGAUCUACGUGUCCCAUUUGGUUCAGCUCAUGAGAAUGCCAAGCAAAUUGUAACUGAAGGUGAUGCACUCCGGAGUAUGCUGGAAAUCUGUUCAGAUUAUACAAGUGAUAUUUCAGUUCAGAGAGAAUUGUUCUCUACUCUCAGUACGUUAGUGGUCAGAGAUGAAUUCUGCCAGGAAGUGAAAGACCUUGGUGGGCUUGAUCUCGUAUUAAAUUCUUUCCAGACAAAUAUUUCACAAAAGGGCAUUGUUAAACAAGUUCUUGGAUUAUUGAAAGCUCUGGCUGGAAAUGAUGAGGUCAAGAUUGCAAUUGUGAAAUCUGAGGGUCUACAGUUAAUCUUAGCAGGCAUGACACAACAUCAAGGUAAUGCUCAUAUAGCUGCAGUAGGAUGUCAGGCACUUGCUGCUCUAGUUUUAAGACAGCCAGCUCAUUGUGCUAUUGUGAUGCAAAACAAUGGACAUCAUGUGAUAUUACAAACUAUGAAAGUACAUCCCAAUGAUGAAAAUGUUCAGAAACAAGCAUGUAUGGCUAUUAGAAACAUAGUAGCAAGGACACGUGAUCACUGCACAGCUAUACUUGAAAUGGGAGCGGAGGAGUUGAUUAAUCGAGCUCGGAAUCUAAAGUCAUGCGAGGACGAGGCCAAGGCGGCCCUCAGAGACUUGGACUGCCAGGUUGACCUGAAAAUUAGAUGGACAGGAGAAAAAGGAAGUCUAGCACAAGAAGCUUACUGACCUUAUAGUGUUAGAAUUUCGUAGAUUGUGUAUUUCAUUUCAUAAUUUUGAACUUAUAAAAAAAAGAAAAAAAAGGGAGGCUGAUCAUCCUAGACUGAAGAUUUUUACUUUAUAAUUCAGUGUGUUCUGUUGAUUUUUUAUGUGGCAUUAUUUGAGCCGCCUCACGACAAAACCAACAUAGUGCGUUUGCGAACAGCAUGGAUCCAGACCAGCCUGCG
Messenger RNA from Ruditapes philippinarum (Manila clam), 1787 nucleotides. Its product is annotated as armadillo repeat-containing protein 6-like. Gene Ontology annotation, biological process: hematopoietic progenitor cell differentiation. The record is from RefSeq and is a predicted model, not a curated record. Gene Ontology annotation, molecular function: protein binding. The coding region runs from base 160 to 1569 and encodes 469 amino acids. NCBI's taxonomy places the organism in Eukaryota, Metazoa, Mollusca, Bivalvia, Venerida, Veneridae. The transcript is spliced from 7 exons.